UUUCUGAAUGGACAUGAUAUAACGGUUCUGGUGAAUCUAGAUUAAUGAAAGUGAUUUAAACAAAGUGUGCAUACGAGAUUAACAGUUCAUAAUGCGGUAUAAAAGUGAUCCAUCCGCUGGCGAAAGGCAGCAGACGCCAUUUCGCCAUGAGACUGUUCGCAGUGAUUUUUUGGAUAGGCUGGGCCUUUGCCCAAGCGACUGCCAAGAGUUCGGCCGCAGAGUCGGCAAGAUUGUUAGCCUCCCUCCAAGCAGCUCCGGCUCCAGCGCCAGCACAAAGUGUGAUCUACAAAUUGCCACCGCAGCACUAUUACCAACCACCUCCUCCACCUCCCCCGCCUCCACCACCGCCGCAGCACUGCAAUUGUCCACCGGGGCCACCAGGGCCUCCGGGUCCACCUGGCUUGCCAGGAAUUCCCGGUCAGCAGGGGCCAAAGGGGCAUAGUGGCUCUAAGGGCGAACGCGGGGAGAAGGGAGAGCGUGGACAUUAUGGACUACCUGGACCUCCUGGGCUGCCGGGACCCAUCGGCCCACCAGGAAUACCCGGUCCACCUGGUCACAAAUCGAAAAAUGAUCACCACGAUCACCAUGAUCACCAUGAUCACCAUGAUCACGAUCAUCACAGUCAUCAUCACCAUCACUCGCACCCAGCACCGGCACCACCGCCACCGCCACCGCCACCACCACCUCCUCCACCUCCACCUCCACCACCACCUCCUCCUCCUCCUCCACCACCACAUCAUCACCAUCACCAUCCACAACCACCACCAAUCAUUCCGCCUCCAAUUAUAGUUCCCGUUCCGUUGCCCCCACCUCCACAGAAAGGAGGCCACCACCACCAUCACAAGGGAUCCAAGGGACCCCCAGGACCACCAGGUCCUCCGGGAAUGGGACCACCUGGUCCUCCAGGACCUCCAGGCAACACCUAUCCUCCUCCACCACCUCCUCCUCCUCCUCCACCGCCACCUCCAGCAGCAUAUCCACCGUAUCCGUAUCCCCCUCCCGCACCAUAUCCAGGACCAGGACCUCAAAUCCCAUGGAUUCCCGUUCCAGUGCCAGUGCCAUGGCCGUCAAAGGGUAAUAAGGGAGACAAGGGACACAAAGGAGGACACAAGGGUGACAAGGGUGGACACCAUCACCACUAUUAUCCACCACCACCACCUAAUAAGGGCGGCCAAUAUCCAUAUCCACCCUACGACGGUGGACAUGGAGGUCACAAUCAGCCAGGACCAUAUCCUCCACCUUAUCCACCACCUUAUCCACCGCAUUAUCCACAUGACGGAGACAAAGGACACCACCAUCACCAUCAUCCCUCCCAUAAUCAUGGAAAUGAUGGCCACAACCAUCAUCGCCCUUCCCAUAACCAUGGAAAUGAUGGACACAACCAUCAUCACCCUUCACAUAACCAUGGAAAUGAUGGACAUAACCAACAACAUCCGUCCCACAAUAACGGAGGGCAUAAUCAUCACCAUCAUACGUCUCCCAGCCAUCAUCAUCAUCAACCACCGCCCACCGAUGGAACUCAUGGUAAUGGAGAACAUAAGGGAGGAACUAAACCAAUGAAGCCCGAGAGCAGUGGAGAGCAACAUCCCCGCGAUGAUCCGAACUUGCUGGAUGAAGAUGUGGAGAUCGUUGAGAACAUAAUAGAUGAUUCUGACUUCAUGGAGGGUGAGGAAGAAACUCCCUAUGAGCCCAAUGACUUCGAAACAGAAGCCGAGGAAGCAGGUUAUAUUAGUUACUUAGAUAACACAGUGGAGAAUCCAACAUCUCCUGAUUCCGUUGAAGAAGUGAUUGAAGAAGAUCAAAAUUUCGGUAUGGAUAACUAUUACGAGCCAGAAAUGGAGGAAGAAUUAGUAGAGGACGAACCCAUAAUGGAGGAUCAGAUGGACAACGCUGAUAUGUUGGAAGAUAACCAAGCUCUUGAGGAAGAGAUCAUCGAGGAGCGAACUAACAAAGGUCCAAUUAUCCUGGCCAUUGGAACUCCAAGAAAUCCCUUUCACAUUUAUGCCUAUGAACAGUAUAACUCCAAAACAAGCCAAUGAUAAAC
Molecule: messenger RNA, 2044 nt
Organism: Drosophila eugracilis
Lineage: Eukaryota; Metazoa; Arthropoda; Insecta; Diptera; Drosophilidae
Product: basic salivary proline-rich protein 2
Exons: 3
Coding region: 147-2039 (630 amino acids)
Source: RefSeq, a predicted model, not a curated record